GAGUGAGGGUGCGUCACUGCAAAGUCCAUUAUGACACAAGCGGACAACCGUGAGCAUCUCUAGGCUGUACCGCGCGUCACAGGGGGCACAACCGCACAAGAUAGCACGCGACCGCAACCGGCAACACGCACUAGCGCGGGGACCUGAGCGGGCUUGGCCGCACUGGUGCAUGUGGGUGAAGGUCAGAGAGCCCGCUGGGGAUGUAGCAGUGGCAGGCGUCGCACCCACGGCAACAGCAGCAGCCGCGACGGACGCGGACGCAGCAGUGGAUGCGUCGGGUGCUGGUGCCGUCGAGUCCUGCGGCUCCCGCGGCUUCCGCGGGCCGCUGGUGUCCGCAGGUGUCGCUCCAAGCUCGCAUGGCAGUAGAUGCAUCAGUGUGGCGGCGCCGGCAGCACCAGUGGUGGCAGCAGUGGCAUACUCAGCGGCGGCGGCGUGCGUCAGUAGCCUCAGGCCACGCCGCCUCGCCGCCGGCUGCAGCAGCGUCCCCAGGGCCACGCGCUGCCGCGGUCUCAUGCCGCUGGAGGUGCAGCCCCAACAACAGCUGUCACAGCCACAUCAACAGCAGUGGGGUCAGCGGCAGGGGACGGGCGUGCAUCCGUUGGACGUAGGAGCCCUGCCGGCGCCGGCGGACCAGGCCGCAGCCGGGCCCCGCAGCCGCGUAUCUGCCGUUGCUGCGCCCGCACCGGUAGCGGUAUGUAGUGGCGGCAGCCAGAGCGGCUGCGGUGCCGGCAGCGACGGCGGCGCUGCGGGGCCGCGGCUGAUGUGCGCCGCGCUGCCCCGCCUGUCGCGGCGACAUGGGCGGCUUCACGAGCCUAGACAGCUGGGAGCCUGGGACACAUGAAGAUGAGGGCUGUGGUUACGUACGGAGUUUGAAGAAUACGCCACAAGUCAAAGGCAUGGCGCAGUGGCACAUUGAUUUACGUGCAUUCACACCUACCAUACUGCUAGACUUGGUUAACUUGUAUACGGGUUGCUUUGUGGAUAUGUCAUGGGCUGAAAUGCCAGGGUGCUCCUUACCGUAGUGGUGGUGUUCAGUGACAGCGAUGGCGCAGUGCGUAGCGCGCUGUGGGCGGACGAACGAAUGCGGCCGCCGGCGCCCGCUGGCGGCAGCAUCACCAUCCACGUCAGUAACCGCUGGGUCACAGGGGCACCCAGCGGCCGGCGCCUCUGCGGAGGGAAAGUGCGUCGCCCGGUCGCUCAGCCGCAUUUGCGUGCUCACGUGCUGGCGUCAAGGGUGCUUAACAAAAGAAUGCGCAGGUUGGCGCAAGACCGACAUGCAGUGGGCGGGACCUGCAGGGGACGCCGCCAGGUGUGAGCUUGGCUGUUCGGGCAGUAAAGGUGGGUGACGGGGGCCGUACGUUGCAUAGUGCGUUUAACGCUUUGCGCGUUACGGUACAUGGCCGGUGCCCGGCUACCUAUCGGUGUGCUGCUGUCCCCGCAUUUCUUCAUGUUGACCAGCGGCGCGGCCUCGUGCCGUUUUGCCGCAAGAAUGGCGGGAUGCAGCACUGUGGUGUUGUCGUGGUGGUGGGGAGGGGGGAAGACGGAGGGGCACAGCCAGCAGGUACAGUGUGACAGUAGCUGCUGCUGCCUCAGUACGGAAGUGUACGUGCAAUGUACUCAAAGAGCGGUACCCUGUCGCCUGGGGUCGCACUGAAUGACCGCAAGGCCAUGUGCAGGGCACGCGCCGCAGGGCACGCGCCGCAGCGAAAUCGCCGCUUUGCAUCUUAGUUGACUCAACACGAUUCAACAAUGCGCUUGGGCAGUACGGGCACUCUGCUUUAGCCUGAUGAAACGCACCCAAAAUUAAGAU
Chlamydomonas reinhardtii is the source of this 1810-nucleotide messenger RNA. RefSeq lists its product as uncharacterized. The record is from RefSeq and is a predicted model, not a curated record. The transcript has 7 exons. The coding region runs from base 170 to 841 and encodes 223 amino acids. Lineage: Eukaryota; Viridiplantae; Chlorophyta; Chlorophyceae; Chlamydomonadales; Chlamydomonadaceae.